This is a messenger RNA of Cydia splendana, 1003 nucleotides long. RefSeq lists its product as uncharacterized. NCBI's taxonomy places the organism in Eukaryota, Metazoa, Arthropoda, Insecta, Lepidoptera, Tortricidae. Bases 1 to 873 code for a protein of 290 amino acids. The transcript has 2 exons. Gene Ontology annotation, molecular function: nucleic acid binding; zinc ion binding. The record is from RefSeq and is a predicted model, not a curated record.
AUGUAUUUUAAAGCUAAUUCCGUGACGAACGAUAAGCAGUUAUCAACGUUAAUUGCGGUGGUUGGUGAUCGGUGUUAUGAGUUAAUGACAAAUUUGGCGAGUCCGAAAAAGCCAUCGGAGUUAUCUUUCACGGAGUUGGUAGCGUUGGUGCAAAAACAUUUAAAGCCGAAGCCAUCCAUAAUGGCCGAACGGUACCGUUUCCGGCUUAGAAGGCAAGCGGCGGGCGAGUCCAUAUCGCAGUACAUAGCGGAGCUAAAGAAGUUGGCGCGAACUUGCGAUUUUAAAGAGACCUUAGCGGACAACCUUCGAGACCAGUUGGUAUGCGGCGUGAGUGGGGACGUUAUACGGCAACGGCUGUUUGCGGAGGAGGAUUUGACGUAUGCUAAGGCGGUGACCUUGGCAUGUUCAUUGGAGGCGGCGGAGCGUGAUGCAGCAAUUAUGACGGGCGGCGGCGGUCGAGCCUCCGGAGAGCCCGCGGGAGCGGUGCAUCGCGUGGCUAGCGGGGACGGCGCGGGGCGCGGGGCCGGGCGGCGGCCGCCGGCGCAGCGCCAGCAGCGGGAAACAGGUUUUAGUGCGCGGGAAACAGCUGGAAGCGCAGGCGGUGCAACACCUUGUACUGCUUGCGGCGCCACUAACCAUUGUUUUUCGACGUGCAAGUUCAAAGAAUAUAUAUGUAGUAUGUGUCGCAAGACGGGGCAUUUACGUCGAAUGUGUCCCAAAAGGUCGUCUGGCAAUGAAAGGGCGGCUCGAGGGCGCAACAGCGGCCGGUCACGGACCUAUUUUGUUACCGGAGAGGAUAGCGAAUCGAAUGAAUCGGAAGAGGAGGAGGAAGCAUUAUACAGAGUUUCGUUAAGCCAAUACAAGCCGAUAUAAGGAAGUUUUCGAUGGGGGACUCGGGUGCUACAACGGUGGGACGGCCACGCUGCGCGUGCGCGAGGGUGCAGCGCCGGUGUACCGGCGCGCGCGACCGCUGCCGUUCGCGCUGCGGGGCCGCGUCGACGCC